Molecule: messenger RNA, 887 nt
Organism: Halteromyces radiatus
Lineage: Eukaryota; Fungi; Mucoromycota; Mucoromycetes; Mucorales; Cunninghamellaceae
Exons: 6
Coding region: 25-801 (258 amino acids)
Cellular component (GO): mitochondrion
Source: RefSeq, a predicted model, not a curated record
UUUUUUUUUGUGUCUAUAACUAAUAUGUCAUUUUCUUUACGUGCCAUUCGACUCAACACUCGACCUACUUUAUCUUCAGUGGGACUUUGGUCAUCUACUUUUACUCCUGCAUUACACCCUCGAAUUUUUACCUCUAUCACUCAAACUCGUACUUACGCUACUAAUAAAAGCGAAGGAAAGCAAAUUUUGUUACGUGAUCAUGGUGUCUUUGCCAACUAUAUUCCUCCAGAAACUUCUCCAUCUAUAUCCGAUUUCCAAAACUGGCGUUUAACAAAAUGGAGAAACUUAAAGAAUAAUGUCCAAAACUUGUUAAGUGUAGGAUUGAUUAAAUAUAAGUCUCAAUAUGAAAAGUGGAACUCGGGUAAAUUCUUAUCUAUUGCCGAAGAAACUUAUAAGGAUAUGAAUGACUCGUUUGCAAGAGGUGAUCGAGAAAUCUUGGAAGAAGUUUGUCUUGAUGCCAUGUACUCUAGUUUGAAGAACCAAUUGAAACAUAGAAACAAUGCUCGAUGGGAAUGGAAAUAUCAUGGUGAAGUGGAAACUCCUAGAAUCGUUUGUGUACGUUGUGUAGGAACAUCAGGUGUUAGCAAAUCUGGAUUUUCUGUUGGUCAAGUCACUGUUCGCAUGUAUACAAAACAGUCUAUGGCUGUGUAUGACAAGAAGAAUCGUCUUGUAGGAGGUGAUCCAAAUCAAAUCCAUAAUGUUCUUGAAUACGUUGUUUUCCAAAAGACUAUUUCUGAUCCUGAAGAUAUCUGGCGUGUCUAUGGCAAAAUUGCUGCUCCUGAAAAAUUGGCCAACAAUUAAGAUUUUUUUUUAGAUUAGACUUUUUUUUUUGUUAUGACUAGAUAAUAAAUGUACAAAUAAAUUAUAGUAUAUCAUAUACAUACUUG